Aspergillus mulundensis is the source of this 1734-nucleotide messenger RNA. RefSeq names its product methionine--tRNA ligase MSM1. The record is from RefSeq and is a predicted model, not a curated record. Bases 1 to 1734 code for a protein of 577 amino acids. The transcript is spliced from 8 exons. Gene Ontology annotation, molecular function: methionine-tRNA ligase activity; ATP binding. NCBI's taxonomy places the organism in Eukaryota, Fungi, Ascomycota, Eurotiomycetes, Eurotiales, Aspergillaceae. Gene Ontology annotation, biological process: methionyl-tRNA aminoacylation.
AUGGCAAGCCUGCGAGGGGGCUUUCGUGCUCUUUCAUGGGCGAAUCAGCUAUUAUCUCACCAACGCCCAUCGUGGAAAUGUGCUUCUUGCAAGAUCGCUCCACCGGCAACCGCCCGGUCUCUCCGUCGAUUUGCGACCACCUCCGAAGACGCUUCUAAGCCUUACUAUGUCACAACGCCUAUUUUCUAUGUCAAUGCUGCUCCCCAUGUCGGUCACUUAUAUACCAUGGUCCUUGCGGACGUCCUGAAACGAUGGCGGACACUUAUCGGCGACCGCGACGCGCAGUUGUUGACUGGAACAGACGAGCACGGGAUGAAGAUCCAGCAAGCUGCAAACGCCGCGGGGAUAGAUACACAGGCCUUUUGCGACAGGAAUUGCCAGACCUUCAAAGACUUGGCUGAAGCCGCUGAAGUGGAUUAUAACUACUUCAUUCGGACGACGGAACCUGCGCAUAAAGAGGCUGUCCAGUACUUCUGGGAAAUGCUACAACAUCGAGGCUAUAUUUACACAUCGAAGCACGAAGGAUGGUACUCUGUCAGCGACGAGACGUUCUACCCCCAGUCACAGGUCCACCUGUCGUUAGACCCGGCCACGGGGCGGAAGAGAAUGGUCUCUAUCGAGACAGGAAAAGAAGUCGAGUGGUCCUCCGAAACAAACUAUCACUUCCGUUUGUCUGCGUUCACGGACCGCCUGUUGAAAUUGUACCAGACCACCGACUUCAUCCAGCCGACACAAUAUAACGAGCUCGUGGUCAAGUCGGUUUCGUCCGGGCUGUCGGACCUCUCUAUCUCACGACCGGUCGAACGCUUGACUUGGGGCAUUCCUGUUCCAAAUGACAACUCGCAGACAAUCUAUGUUUGGUUGGAUGCGCUUGUCAAUUACCUGACGAAAGCAGGAUAUCCUUUCCCGCCCGGUGAGGGAAGCCGUCUUGGGUGGCCUGCAGAUGUCCAUGUUGUGGGCAAGGACAUAGUCAGGUUCCACUGUGUCUACUGGCCAGCGUUUCUCAUGGCCCUGGAUCUUCCCCUACCUCGCAAUGUUCUUGUUCAUGGUCACUGGACGAUGAAUAAGGAGAAAAUGUCAAAGUCGACCGGUAACGUGGUCAAUCCCUUCUUCGCGAUCGAUCGGUUCGGAGUCGACAUUAUGCGCUUUUUCUUGACUCACCGCGGUGGCCUUGAAUCAGACUCUGACUACGACAACUCAUAUAUCAUUCGCGACUACAAGAAGCACCUCCAAACGGGAAUUGGCAACGUCGUUCACCGCACGAUUGGCUGUGCAAAGGGCAAACUGCGGGAGUACAUCGUCAAUGCCACAUCCGGUAAUUCCUCCGCAAGCGCCCGCGAUCAGGCCGAUCAGGCCCGCGAUCAGGCAUACGAGGAUACCCUCAAAAACCUCGCCCGCAAUGUAACCAGCAAGAUGGUGAGACUUGAUCCACGUGCGGCAAUCUCGGAGCUCGUGAGGGUAAUUGCUGAGACCAACAAGUAUUUCCACCACUCGGCGCCAUGGGAGAACCCGGAGGAGAAACAACGAGUGCUGUUCAAUGUCGCCGAGUCAAUGCGUAUCACGGGCAUCUUACUACAGCCUUUUAUGCCGAACAAAGCUAAGGAGCUCCUUGACAUGCUCCAAGUCGACCUGUCAAAGCGUGGUAUCUCUUCUGCCAUUUACGCGGGCGACCCGGAUUACGGCGAGGACGUCAAGGCAAAGAUCCUCUUCCCCCCUCUUAUAGUCGAGGAAUAA